UCCUUUUCCCCUUUUCACCAGAUUAGAAGAAGAUAGAGAGAAAGAGAGAGAGAGAGACUUAUCUUCCAUCUUCCUCAUUCUCUGUUAAUCUUCACAUAAAUCAUUUUGUCUUUUUCCAUCUUCAUGAUUUACUGAUUCUCAUCUGAUUUUUUUGGUGUCUUCUCUUAAUCUCUCACUCGAUUUUUCAUUUGUUGAUAUUUUUUUCCUAUUUGUAAUUUGCUCAUUGUUUUAAUCGUCUCUCUAAUUCAAAUCAAUCGAUUUUGAAAUAAUGUCAUCAUCAUCUUCAAGCAAUUUUCUUGAUAAUAUUAAAGGAUUUUGUAUCGAUAUCAACGGUGUCCUUUAUAAUUGUGGUGUUGAUCAACCAAUCGAGGGUUCAAUUGAUGCGAUUGAACAAUUAAAGAGACACUCAUUACCUUUCUUAUUGUUAACUAAUCAGACAACACUCGAUUUAAUCUCAUUUACUAAAUUUUUAAAUUCCAUUGGAUUUAAUCAAACACCCGAAACAAUAAUCGCUCCUGCUCCUCAAGUUGCAAUUUACUUGGAACAAAACAAUUUACGACCUUUUCUAUUAACUUUUCCAGAGGUAAAUGGUGACUUUUCCCACCUCGAUCAAUCGAAUCCUAAUUGUGUCGUCGUCGGUGAUGCUGUUCAACAUUUCACUUAUGAGAACAUGAAUCGAGCCUUUCAGAUUCUCAUGGACAAUCAAGAUGCUCCGUUAAUUGCCAUGGGUCGAUCAAAAUACUAUCUGGACAAUGGUAAAUUUGUUCUUGACCAAGGGGCUUUUGUAACUGGCUUAGAGUAUGCAGCCGAUCGGACAGCCAUUAUAAUUGGUAAACCUUCAGCUAACUACUUUGAAUUAGCGUUGAAACAACUUGACCUUAAACCCGAACAAGUCGCAAUGAUUGGGGACGAUAUUAGAUCGGAUGUUGGUGCAGCUCAAUCGAUCGGAAUGAAAGGUAUUUUGGUUCGAUCGGGAAAAUAUCGACGAGAAACUGAUGAAAAUCACGCAACCAUCAAACCAGAUUUAAUUGUUGACAAUUUAGCUCAAUUGGUUGACAAACUGUUGACAACAAGAUGAACUCAAUCACUUGUCAUCAACGUCACAAUUAGUAAUUAAUAUAUUGUUUUAACACAUUGAGAAACAAAAUAAUUGAUUGUAGAGACUUAACCAUAAGAAUAUAAUCAAUUCUAAUGUUAAUUUUGAUUAUUCUGGUCUGAAAUUGAGCUAAUUGGAAACUUGAUUGUUCCACUAAUUUUAUCACAUUUCAACUGCUCAAUUCCUUGGACGAUCAACUGAUGAGAAUUAUUUCUUAAUUUGAUUGUUUAUCAAAGAAAAUUAUAUAAAAUGGAAAUGGAUUUUCA
Molecule: messenger RNA, 1362 nt
Organism: Panonychus citri (citrus red mite)
Lineage: Eukaryota; Metazoa; Arthropoda; Arachnida; Trombidiformes; Tetranychidae
Product: phospholysine phosphohistidine inorganic pyrophosphate phosphatase-like
Exons: 2
Coding region: 269-1078 (269 amino acids)
Biological process (GO): dephosphorylation
Cellular component (GO): cytosol
Molecular function (GO): inorganic diphosphate phosphatase activity; phosphatase activity
Source: RefSeq, a predicted model, not a curated record